This is a messenger RNA of Paramecium tetraurelia, 1002 nucleotides long. RefSeq lists its product as uncharacterized. NCBI's taxonomy places the organism in Eukaryota, Ciliophora, Oligohymenophorea, Peniculida, Parameciidae. The record is from RefSeq and is a predicted model, not a curated record. The transcript has 5 exons.
AUGCAAAAUAAUAAUGGAACUUUGUUGGCAAUCAUGACAGUGGAGAUCUCACAAGAUGAGAGAGAUUAGAUUUACAUUUAUGAAGGUGAUGAUCCCAGAGAUUUGGGUAUUGCAUUUGUAUCAAAACAUGACCUCCCUGGCCGCUAUCUAUUGAAGUUGAUUGAUAGCAUAUCGUAACAUAAAUAAUAAGCAUAACACACUUUAAAUAAUGAAUAGAAGGUGACAAACGACCAGAAAUCAAAUUAUUUCAGAAAUUCUACAAAUUCAACUCCUUAUAAAUAGAAUAGUUAGAUUUCAACUCAAAGUUGUUAAAAGAAGAGUCCAUUGAUAAGCAGUAGAUCACAUUGUAGAGAUUUCUCAUAAGACGUUAGCAAGAUAUUGAGAGACAGAAGUGCGAAGGAAAUCAAACAAUUGAAGCCUAGAGACGAGAACGAGUUGACCUUCACUCCCCAAAUCAACAAGAAUUCUGAAUAGAUAGUUAAAUAGAAACGACAAGAUAAUAGUGUCGAAUAGAGAUUGAUCGAUUAUGGGUAGAAGAAAGAAAAAAGGUUACAAGACCUGAGGACGUAGAAAUAACAAUCUUAAGACUUAUCAAAUAAGUCAUACACAUAUCAUCCCAAGACUACUUAGAGAUCUCAUGAAAUCUUAAACGAAAAGAAUGUAAGCAAAACCUACAAAGAUAUUUACAAUAAAACCCCAGAUAGUAAUAAUUCUUAUGUAUUGAAUUUACCAUGUGCUGAUCAAAGUGUUGUGCAAUAGGUUUGGAGAGCCUCCUUGAGAAAGCUAUUCAACAUGCUCGACAAGGAGUAGAAGGGCGAACUGAACACAGAAUAGGUUGACUUAUCAUAGAUGAGUUAUGAGAUGUUGCAAAUUGUUACUCCAGUUUUGUUAAUCAUGGAGGAGAGAAGAACCUUCAAGUUUGAUGGUUUCGCUAAGGAAGUCACCAAUUACUGUGUUUAGCACAACUUUGUUGAAAAUUUAUUUUCAUUACUUUUAUAAUGA